Messenger RNA from Trichoderma aggressivum f. europaeum, 1215 nucleotides. RefSeq lists its product as uncharacterized. The record is from RefSeq and is a predicted model, not a curated record. Gene Ontology annotation, molecular function: hydrolase activity. Lineage: Eukaryota; Fungi; Ascomycota; Sordariomycetes; Hypocreales; Hypocreaceae. The transcript is spliced from 5 exons. The coding region runs from base 1 to 1215 and encodes 404 amino acids.
AUGAAUCGAUUACUAUAUGCAGGCCGUUAUCCGACCGUGGAUGAAGCAAUCGAUGAUUCGCGACGAUUGACAAGAUCCGACGACACCGGCGACAGCAUCAAGCACACAGCCAACAGCAUCAUCCCUGACAGACAGACAGACAGACAGACAGACAGACACAUUGCAGCCCAACUACGGUACUUGUUUGUCCGGCCCGAACCGCGCAGUUUCAUGAAGCAUCUCCGUCGUCUCUCCACUACGUCUGCGACGUCGACGACUGCCUCUAUCGCCGGUCCCCGCAACAACCUCCACAGCAGCCCCUCCACGUCCAUCCCACCUCACCCGCAGCUCCAGACCUGCUGUCAACUUCACCCUCUGCUUCAAUCUCAAUCUCAAUCUCAACCCAAGCCUCAACACCAUCGCCACUACCAUCGCCAGUCCGCCGUGACCGCAGCCCAAACCCGCAUCAUGUCGACCAUGCCCGCUUCCCACGGCCACAGCGCCGCCUGCUGCAACAUUCCUCCUAUCGUGUCCAAGGGAUACCAGCCCAAGGGCUCGUAUGAGGAAGUCGGCGGCUGGAAGACGUAUGUCACUGGCCCCGCCGACGCUACCAAGGCCAUUGUCGUCAUCUACGACAUCUUUGGCUACUUUGACCAGACUGUCCAGGGAGCCGACAUCCUGGCCUAUAGCGAUGAUCACCACGAGUACAAGGUGUUCAUGCCUGACUGGUUCAGAGGCAAGCCGUGUCCUAUCGAAUACUACCCUCCCGAUACACCGGAGAAGCAAGAGGCCCUGGGCAAGUUCUUUGGCGAGUUCCCACCUCCCAAGAUUGCCGGCUAUGUGCCCGAGUAUGUGGAAGGUGUCAAGGCCCACAGCCCGGCUGUUUCCAAGCUGGCUUUGCUAGGGUACUGCUGGGGCGGCAAAGUUGCUACUCUCACAGUCAAGGCGCCAACAAACCCCUUUGUUGCUGCGGCCGCGGCUCACCCCGCCAUGGUCGACCCUGCUGAUGCCGAAGGCGUCCCCGUCCCCUUUGCGCUCCUGGCGUCUAGAGAUGAGACCCCAGAGGAUGUCAAGAAGUUUGAGGAGAACCUCAAGGUACCCCACCACGUCGAGACGUUUGCUGACCAGAUCCACGGCUUCAUGGCGGCGCGUUCCGACUUGAACGACGAGCGGGUCAAGGCCGAGUAUGAGAGGGGCUACAAGACGCUCUUGGAGUUUUAUGGCAAGCACGUGUAA